Messenger RNA from Microcebus murinus (gray mouse lemur), 3084 nucleotides. RefSeq names its product regulator of G protein signaling 5 (gene RGS5). Lineage: Eukaryota; Metazoa; Chordata; Mammalia; Primates; Cheirogaleidae. The record is from RefSeq and is a predicted model, not a curated record.
UCGGCAAGAGUGCUGUGAUAAGAGCAGUUGAAAGCCUGCAGCAGAGAAAGAUUCCAGCCUCCGCCUCGUGCCUGCCUGCCACCGCUCCCAGCCUGCAGUUUCCUGCAAGGCUCUGGAUUGGUCCGAGGGCGACAGAGGGCUGGGGAAGAGCCUCUAUAUAUUCCUCAGAGGGAAAGGCAGUCCCAGACAGUGUUGAAGGUUCCAGACUCUCUCUGCUGUUAAGAAGUUUUACUCAAAGCCGAGGAGCUGAGCCAGUUGCCAAAAUGUGCAAAGGACUCGCAGCUCUGCCCCACUCAUGCCUGGAAAGGGCCAAGGAGAUUAAGAUCAAGUUGGGAAUUCUCCUCCAGAAGCCAGACUCGGCUGUUGACCUUGUCAUUCCAUACAAUGAGAAGCCAGAGAAACCAGCCAAGGCCCAGAAACCCUCGCCGGAUGAGGCCCUUCAGUGGCGCGAUUCCUUGGACAAGCUCCUGCAGAACGACUAUGGACUUGCCAGUUUCAAAAGUUUCCUGAAGUCUGAAUUCAGUGAGGAAAACCUUGAGUUCUGGAUUGCCUGUCAGGAUUACAAGAAGAUCAAGUCCCCUGCCAAGAUGGCCGAGAAGGCAAAGCAAAUUUAUGAAGAAUUCAUCCAAACAGAGGCUCCUAAAGAGGUGAAUAUUGACCACUUCACUAAGGACAUCACAAUGAAGAACCUGGUGGAACCUUCCCUGAGCAGCUUUGACGUGGCCCAGAAAAGAAUUCAUGCUCUGAUGGAAAAGGAUUCACUGCCUCGCUUUGUGCGCUCUGAGUUUUAUCAGGAGUUAAUCAAGUAGUAAUUGAGUCACACUAUGAAAAUCAUCCUGUGAGUUAAUUCCCUCCACGAUAACCUUGCAUUUUCCAGUAACCUACAUAUCUUCCCACAGCAGCUUUGCUCAAAGAUACUAGGGAGUAUUGCUUACUCUGUUUUUCCAUAUUGUUUUGGCUGUUUAUCUAUUGUCCAAAUGCCUUCUUUCCCCACUUUCUUCUUCCUGCCCCAUUCUUAAUUGAGCCCCACUGAGUUAAUAGUCAGAUCCAAUGAGAACCACAGAAAAAUCCACAGAAAGGCAAAUUAUUAUAAGACCAGAAUAUAUCAUUAAAUGUGGAUUUGGGCAGUAGAUUUCCACCGAAAUUGGUCUGAAAAAGAGUGUGGAUAUGGAAAGACCAAUUUCAAGGGAGCUUAAUUGAUCUCACUUGUUUUAAUUCUGAUCCAGGGAGAUCACCCCUCUAGUUAUUUCUCAUUUGGAUAGUAAAAGGUGAUAUGAUUUUUAUGAGACAGUCGCUAUUUGAUAUUUUAAGCAAAUACAAUAUUUAAAAUAUUGAUCUUUCCUUGGAACACCUUCAUGUUACCUGGAUAUAAGUAAGAAACACAACAUAACCAUGAAAAUAUGAUGUUUAUACAAAAUUAGUCUGAACAUAAUUCAUAGCAAUUCUUUCCUUAUACCUCCCUCACUGCCUCCCCAUAAAGUUACCAAAUUGUGUUUUAAAUCAACAACGUAACAUUAAAAAGAAAUUUAUCUAUGCUCCUAGCAUAUAGGUCAAAUGGUUCAGUUUCCAAAUUAUUUGAAAUCCUUGUGAGUGUAAAAUUCCAAAAUUUCUAAUUCUAAUCAAAAAUAAAACUCUUGCUCCAGUGGGGUGGUCUCCCACCUCAAUAUCAAGAGGGCUAUACUAAAAAGGAAAAAAGUUAUUAAGCUUAAAUGGCUAAUUAUCCUAUGGUGCUAUUAUCAUAGGAUAAUGAAAAUUAUCUUCAAAACACCAAAUCAUCCUUGGAAAAAUUAAGGUGACUAUCUAUAGAAGCUUUCUAAGUGAGACAGAAUUAUCAAGUACCCUGCAUUUUGCAAAGAAUAAAUAAAAAUGUGAUAUUUUAGCAACUCUAAUCUUCCUUCACUAUUUUGCAUCCUGCAUUAGUAAAUUGUGCUUAUAGUCAAAGUAUAGAUUUAUACUCCUGAGAUGCCUCUUACACAGCUAAUUGACAGGCCAAGAUAUUUUUUUAGUAGGUUUAAACUUCUAAUUCUGCAUUUUAUCAUUAUAAGUCUUGUUAAAAUUUUUUUCUAAUCUUUAGUAGAUUUUAUUAGGCAAUGAUUCACAUAAUUUAGUGAUAAAUAAAACCAAACUAAACCAUGUAUGAGGGUAAUCAAGAUGAGGAUAUUGAGUUAAUUCAAAAGAAAGAGGGUGUUUUUUAAAGGAUUAAUAAAGUUAUGAAAUGUUUAAGUAGAAGAUUACAUUGUUUAGUCUUGUUUUCCUCUUUUUGGUUUCCAUUUUUAUUCCACACACUCCUAAUUUCCCAUAUGUAGCUCAUUUAUUCAGUUAUUUACUAAGAAUGUUGAAAGUGAAGCACCUAUGUUACUCUGUUCUUCAGAUAAACACUAACUGUGCUUGUUGAAUUUUUCCUAUUUUUGUGAUUUCAAAGGAUUAUAUGCCCUUCCUGAAUGCUUGCCAUUUGACAUUCUGAAAAUGGGUAGAGUGACUGGGUAUGCAGCCAACAAUUGCUAGUGAUAUGAAUUCAUUCAUAUUUGUCAAUAUUGCCCCCUUCAAAGAAAAUCCUUUCCUCAAGCAGUUCAUAGUGAGGCUUGUUCAAUAUUGUGAUCAUGAAGUUCUUAUCAUAUGCAUUUGUGUAGGACUGACAAGGAACUCUGAUACAAAUUCCCAGGGUGCACUUCUAGCACAAUCUUCCUCAAGAACUGUCUACACUGCCCCAAACCAAUAGAAAAAGUGCUGGCCUUUUACCCAAGAAUCUAAGUGAGUUAUUUUUUCUUGAAUGCCAAAACAGUUUUAAGAAACUAUUUAAUUUAAUUAAAAAUUCAAAUAUUUUAUUCACAUUAUUUGAAAUAGCCAAAUGUUUGAAAAUGCCCAGAGAAUUAACUAGAUACUGCAGAUCUCACCCAGAUAAUUGAUGUUAUGAAAACUCUGAUUAACUGUAUUCACAAAUUGACUGCAUACCCUAUGAAAGUGGGUAGACUGGUCAGUGGAAAACCAGGAGACCUUACCUUUUCAUAACCUGAAUCCAGAAGGCAGAGAGCAGGAAAGGGGGUGCCCCACAGGGGCAGUGCAGUGAGGGCUGCAAAAAAAAAA